Recurvomyces mirabilis is the source of this 897-nucleotide messenger RNA. It is a transcript of the gene MET16, whose product is annotated as 3'-phosphoadenylsulfate reductase. The coding region runs from base 1 to 897 and encodes 298 amino acids. Gene Ontology annotation, molecular function: phosphoadenylyl-sulfate reductase (thioredoxin) activity. The record is from RefSeq and is a predicted model, not a curated record. The transcript has a single exon. Gene Ontology annotation, cellular component: cytoplasm. NCBI's taxonomy places the organism in Eukaryota, Fungi, Ascomycota, Dothideomycetes, Mycosphaerellales, Teratosphaeriaceae.
AUGUCUUUCCACCGAUCGAGUUCGUCCGACCGAGACGUGGAGUCUGGAUAUGCCAGUGGUUCAUCUGUAGCCGACCUGCCAGACAUCUACUUCACCCGACCACACCUGAAAUUCAUCAACAAGCAAUUGGCACAGCUCGAGCCUCAGGAUGUUCUACGAUGGUGCCUGACCUCGCUACCACAACUAUGGCAGACAUCAGCCUUUGGCCUGACUGGCCUUGCAAUCAUGGACAUGAUCUCUAAACUUGAUUACGCGAUCACGCCCAACAUUGAACUCAUCUUCCUCGACACUCUAUACCAUUUCCAGCAGACCUUGGACCUGGUCGAGCGAGUCAAGCAACGAUAUCCAGACCUGAAGAUCCACUCGUACAAGCCGGACCAUUGCGAGACCACGAAGGAUUUCGAGGAACUGUAUGGUGAGAAAUUAUGGGAGACAGACGAGGAGAGGUACGAUUAUGCUGCCAAGGUCGAGCCGGCACAGCGAGCAUACAGACAAUUGGAUGUCAAGGCCGUCCUGACAGGGCGGAGAAAGACGCAGGGCGGCAAGCGAGGCGAUCUGGAUAUCGUUGAGAUCGACGACCAAGGUCUUGUCAAAGUUAACCCUUUGGCCAAUUGGUCGUUCAAGCAAGUCCAGGCUUAUAUCAAGGAGAAUGAUGUCCCCACCAACGACCUCUUAGAUCAAGGGUAUCGAUCUGUUGGUGACUGGCACUCUACCCAGCCCGUGACUGAUAGCGAGGACGAGCGAGCCGGCCGAUGGAAGGGUCGCCAGAAGACUGAGUGUGGUAUUCAUAACAAAAAGUCCCGGUACGCCCAAUUCCUGCAAGAACAGGAGGAGCUGAGGCAGAAGGAACUCAGUGAGGCGAUACAGAACGGGCUCAAGAUCGAGGCUGCAUCAUAA